AAAAACUAGAAAAAUCGGUCGAAAAGCUCCCGCCAUUGGCGCGGUUACCGCAGGCGUCCGCCAGCCCGCCGCCGCAGCGCGCCAUCCGAGGGAGGGAGACGGGAGAGCGCCAGCAUGCACAAACACCACCACUGCUGCAAGUGCCCAGAAUGUUAUGAGGUGACCCGCAUGGCCGCCCUGCGCAGGAUGGACGCCCCGUCGUACGUUGGGGACUGGCAGGCCGAGCCCUACGGAUACCCGCCCGGGUACGGAGGAGGCCAAACCCUGCCCGCGCCGGCCUCCGGUGGAGGAGGCAACAUGGGAGGCGGCGGCGGCGGCGGCGGGGGAGAACGAGGAGGCGGAGGCGGAGGAGGUGGCACCUUAGGGAGAAGUAAGGGCAAGAUGAUGUCUGGCGGGGGUCCCGGAGGCCCCAACCCCAAGGGCCAAUCCAAAGGGGGGCCCAAAGUGAACGGCAACAACACCAGCGGACAAGGAGGAUGGUGGCCCGAGUGCACUUGCACCAACCGGGAGUGGUAUGAGCAGGCCAACCCUCCCCCCAUCAUUGUCAACGCAGACUCACUAGAUGCAGGCCCUUAUGUGAAUGGCAGCGAUGGCAUGUACAAAUACGAGGAGAUCAUCUUAGAGAGGGGGAACUCCGGCCUGGGCUUCAGCAUCGCAGGAGGGAUAGACAACCCCCACAUUCCUGAUGACCCGGGGAUCUUCAUCACCAAGAUCAUCCCCGGAGGAGCGGCUGCCAUGGAUGGAAGACUCGGGGUGAACGACUGCGUCCUGCGGGUGAACGACGUGGACGUGUCCGAGGUGGUUCACAGCAGGGCGGUGGAGGCCCUGAAGGAGGCGGGGCCAGUGGUGCGUCUGCUGGUGAGGCGGAGGCAGGCUCCCCCGGAGACCAUCUUGGAGGUCAACCUGCUCAAAGGGCCUAAAGGACUAGGAUUCAGCAUCGCUGGCGGUAUCGGCAACCAGCACAUCCCAGGAGACAACAGCAUCUACAUCACCAAGAUCAUAGACGGAGGAGCCGCCCAGAAAGAUGGACGGCUGCAGACCGGAGACCGCCUGCUCGCUGUGAACAACAUUGUGCUUCAGGACGUGCGUCACGAGGAGGCGGUGGCGGCGCUGAAGAACACCUCGGACAUGGUCUACCUCAAGGUGGCCAAGCCGGGGCCCGUGCAUCUCAACGACAUGUACGCCCCGCCCGACUAUUCCAGCAGCCUGGCCCUCCCCCCAGCCUUCCCCCCCAUGGUGGACAACCACGUCAGCCACAACUACAUGGGCGCCAUGGAGCCCAAGCCGGCCUACCCGCCCCCCCAGGUCACACCGUCCAGGUACUCGCCGGUGCCCCGCCACAUGCUGGGGGAGGAAGACUUCACCAGCCGGGCUGAGCCAAUUUACAGUGUCAUCCACAAGCCUGGGGAGGGCAAGGCGCCCCAGGCUCUCUUCAGAGGCUUCUGUCCUUCCCCUGCACCCUUGUGCCCAGCUCCACCACCCCCCCUCGCUGGCAGGGAACCGAGGAAGGUGUUGCUGCACAAGGGCUCCACAGGACUGGGUUUCAACAUCGUGGGCGGAGAGGACGGCGAGGGCAUCUUCGUCUCCUUCAUCCUGGCCGGAGGACCGGCCGACCUGAGCGGCGAGCUGCGGAGAGGCGACCGCAUUUUGUCGGUGAACGGUGUGAAUCUGAGGAACGCCACACACGAGCAGGCAGCUGCCGCCCUGAAGAGAGCUGGGCAGACGGUCACCAUUAUUGCUCAGUACAGGCCUGAAGAGUACAGUCGCUUUGAGUCCAAGAUCCACGACCUGAGGGAGCAGAUGAUGAACAGCAGCAUGAGCUCGGGGUCCGGCUCCCUGCGCACCAGUGAGAAACGCUCUCUCUAUGUCAGAGCGUUGUUUGACUACGACCGGACGAGGGACAGCUGCCUACCCAGCCAAGGGCUAAGCUUCUCUUAUGGCGACAUCCUCCAUGUCAUAAAUGCGUCCGACGACGAGUGGUGGCAGGCGAGGCUUGUGACGCCUCAUGGCGAGAGCGAGCAGAUUGGGGUCAUUCCAAGCAAGAAAAGGGUGGAGAAAAAAGAACGGGCCAGGUUAAAAACGGUCAAGUUCCACGCCCGGACAGGCAUGAUUGAGUCAAAUAGGCCAGUCAAAGUAAAGCGCAAAAAAAGCUUCAACCUGUCGCGAAAGUUCCCGUUUUACAAGAGCAAGGAGAAUAUUGUGCAGGAGUUGGUGGAGUCUGAACAAUGUCUGACGUCCAACACCAGUGACAGUGAAAGCAGUUCAAAGGGCCAGGAGGACACCAUCCUCUCCUACGAGCCAGUCAUUCGACAGGAAAUCCACUACACAAGACCCGUGAUCAUCCUGGGCCCCAUGAAGGACCGAGUGAACGACGACCUCAUCUCGGAGUUCCCCCACAAGUUUGGUUCCUGCGUACCCCGUGAGUUUGGCCACGCCCCCACACGGCGAGCGCAGCCGCUAAGACCUCUCCUUCCCGCAGACACCACGCGUCCCAGGCGAGAGAACGAGAUGGACGGUCAGGAUUAUCACUUUGUGGGUUCGCGCGAGCAGAUGGAGAAAGACAUCCAGGACAACAAGUUCAUCGAGGCGGGUCAGUUCAACGAGAACUUGUACGGGACCAGCAUCCUGUCCGUCAGGACGGUGGCUGAGCGGGGGAAGCACUGCAUCCUGGACGUGUCGGGCAACGCCAUCAAACGACUGCAGCAAGCACAACUUUACCCCAUCGCCAUCUUUAUUAAACCAAAAUCCAUCGAGGCCCUCAUGGAGAUGAACAAGAGGCAGACGUAUGAGCAGGCCAACAAAGUCUUCGACAAGGCGGUCAAGCUGGAGCAAGACUUUGGAGAGUUUUUCACAGCUAUUGUACAGGGUGACUCACUAGAGGAGAUCUACAACAAAAUCAAGCUCAUCAUCGAGGAGCAGUCUGGUCCUUACAUCUGGAUCCCCUCCCCUGAGAAGCUCUGAGCUGACCCACCAUCGGUGCACCAGUUCCCCACCUGCCUCCUGGAGAUCACGCCCCACCCAGCCCUCGCCAACACCCCCAAACCAGCCCCCGCCACAUCCUCGCCUCUUUUUACAGCUAUGUUUCAUCUAAAGUGUCAUCAUUAUGUUAUCUCAAUGGAAAAGAAGCCCCCUGCAUGACUUGACUCAGACCCAUCAUCCAAGAGGAGGAGAUAAUAAUAUUAAUAAUAAUAAUCAUGGGGGAAAAAAACCCAAAAGGGAAACUAAAGGAAAAGGAUCCUUUUUGUGACUGACCGAAGAUCAGAAUGUUUCCACACAAGCAGGAAGAGGGGGGAACAGAGACAAAUCACACCGAGUGGGAACACUUUGUAAAUGUUCAUCCAAUCACGUUUAAAGACAGACCAAGAUCGUUAUGGAGUUUUUUUUUUUUUUGCUUUUCUUUUUCCAAAAGUGACUGGAUGAAAUAAAAUGGAGCCCUGCUGACGGUACUGUUGUUUCUAACGGCUGAGGAAAUAGAAUUAUUUAUCUGCUGACAGGAACUAAUGAUUUAUAUUAUCAGAUCACAAGAUGAGGAAAAUCCUACUGAGAUUUUACUACCAUAUAUUAUAAAUAUAAAUAUAUAUAUAUAUUGAAAAAAGUAAAGUAGACUUUUACUAGACACGUCCAUUUGGAGGGCUGUUUGAUUUCACCUCAGUUUUGUCAUCUGUUGUUUGGCUUGUGCUGUGUGUGGAGAAGGGGUCCGGGGGUAGAGACGUGUAGGUGGGCUCUGCCAAACACCAAACUGCCUUACAUCAAAUACUCGCCACAACACAACCAAGACUUUUUUUUCCCAAAGCAGAAGAAUCCAUCCAAUUAGCAUUUGACUGGCUGCAGACCACCCCCUUACACGCUCUGCCUUCCUUCCAGGGGGGUUUUAUUUCUUCUGCCUGUGCGCCACAAGCAGACAUUGUAUUGGAUGUCAUGACCAUUAAAAGCAGGGGAAAAAAAGAGCUGAUCCAAGGACUUGUCCCUAACCCUCUUUACCAAAAACCACCCUAACGUAAAAGCUGAGGCCAGUGUAUUUAUAAAUGACUGAGUGGGCCCUGAAUGCAGCACGACAAGCUUUUAUUUGGUUUUGUUUUUGUCUUCCUUCGAGCCAACAGGAAGUGCCAACACGGACCUUUAGGUCUUACCCCCUUUCCCUCAGAGAGGACAGUUGUUUCUUUGUCCACACCCCCACUGCCCCUCCCCUGCUAAACCAGCUGUCAUCACCUGUCAACCCCCCCACCCCCCGAGUUCAGGGAAAAACCGAAGGGAACACAGCCAUUAAAAAAAACAACCUGUUUUCAGACUGUUUCAAAGGGUGUGGUAGCUGUACAAUGUAAAUAAGCCCCGCCCCCUUCUUUCUCCAGCAGAUAUACCACCGCUGCCCCCUCCCCAAGUCCCCCCCCCCUUACCAAUGCUUCAUGCAUGUGUGAUUCAAACUGGGACAAAAAUGUGUUUUCUAGACCACAAAUGUCAGGUAAGUGGAGUUGAAGACUUGAAAGAUGUGCUGUUUCUCCUCACACGCCCAGGGGAAUUAGUCGGUGCAGGGGAGGGGAAGGAGGAGGAGCCAACCGGAGCCCCACCCCCAAUGAUGGGGCUUGUCUACAUGUAAAGACUUGUGGAAAGUGUGUGGGUGUAUAGAUUGUGAUGGAAGCGUUGCUGACUGUUAAAAAGAAAUGUGCGGUACUCACACCUCAGUCAGCCAUGUCCCAGCCCAAAGACUCCACUCUGCUCCUAACGGCAUGGAACCUGUGUAUCAUGACGAUGUCAUCAUGUGUAUCAUGAUGACCAGCAUGUGUAUCAUGAUGACAUCAUCAUGUGUAUUACGAUGACAGAAGUGGUGACAUCAUUUGCAUUGUGGUGACAUUGUGUAUCAUGAUGACAGAAGUGGUGACAUCAUUAUGUGUAUCAUGAUGACAGAAGUGGUGACAUCAUUAUGCCCAUUGUUACAUCAUGUGUAUCAUGACAGAAGGGGUGACAUCAGUAUGUGUAUCAUGAUGACAGAAGUAAUGACAUCAUUGUGUAUCAUGAUGACAGAAGUGGUGACAUCAUGUGCAUCAUGGUGACAUCAUUAUGUGCAUCAUGGUGACAUCAUUAUGUGUAUCAUGACAGAAGUAGUGACGUGUGUAUCAUGACAGAAGUGGUGACAUGUUUGUAUCAUGAAGACAGAAGUGGUGACAUGUUUGUAUCAUGAAGACAGAAGUGGUGACAUCAUGUUUGUAUCAUGAAGACAGAAGUGGUGACAUCAUGUUUGUAUCAUGAUGACAGAAGUGGUGAUAUCAUGCGUAUCAUGACAGAAGUGGUGACAUCAUUAUGUGUAUCAUGAUGACAGAAGUGGUGACAUAUUUGCAUCAUGAUGACAGAAGUGGUGACAUGUGUAUCAUGACACAAGUGGUGACAUGUACACCAUGAUGAUAGAGAUGGUGACAUGUGUUUGCAUCAUAAUGACAGAAGUGGUGACAUCAUUUUGUUUGUAUCAUCAUGACAGAAGUACUGACAUAAUUAUGUGUAUCAUGACAAGUGGUGACAUGUGCAUCGUGGUGACAUGGUGUAUCAUGACACAACUGGUGACAUGUGUUUGUAUCAUGAUGACAAGUGGUUACAUCGUUAUGUUGUAUCAUGAUGAUAGAAGUGGUGACAUUGUUUGUAUCAUGAUGACAGAAGUGGUGACGUGUAUCAUGACAGAAGUGCUUACUUCAUUAUGUGUAUCAUGACAAGUGGUGACAUAGUGUUUGUAUCAUGAUGACAGAAGUGGUGACAUUGUGUAUCAUGAUGACAGAAGUUGUGACAUGUGUAUCAUGAUGACAGAAGUGGUGACAUUAUGUGUAUCAUGAUGACAGAAGUGGUGACAUUAUGUGUAUCAUGAUGACAGAAGUGGUGACAUGUGUAUCAUGAUGACAGAAGUGGUGACAUCAUGUGUAUCAUGAUGACAGAAGUGGUGACAUUAUGUGUAUCAUGAUGACAGAAGUGGUGACAUUAUGUGUAUCAUGAUGACAGAAGUGGUGACAUUAUGUGUAUCAUGAUGACAGAAGUGGUGACAUUAUGUGUAUCAUGAUGACAGAAGUGGUGACAUUAUGUGUAUCAUGAUGACAGAAGUGGUGACAUUAUGUGUAUCAUGAUGACAGAAGUGGUGACAUUAUGUGUAUCAUGAUGACAGAAGUGGUCAUGACAAGUGGUGACAUCAUGUGUUUGCAUCAUGAUGACAGAAGUGGUGACAUCAUUGUUUGCAUCAUAAUGACAGAGGUGGUGACAUCAUGUUUGUAUCAUGAUGACAGAAGUGGUGACAUGUGUUUGCAUCAUAACAGAAGUGAUGACAUCAUUGUGUUUGCAUCAUGAUAACAGAAGUGGGGACAUUGUUUGUAUCAUGAUGCCAGAGGUGGUGACAUCAUUAUGUGUCUGUAGCAUGAUGACAGAAGUGGUGACAUGUGUUUGCAUCAUGAUAACAGAAGUGGUGACAUCAUGUGUUUGUAUCAUGCUGACAGAAGUGGUGCCAUCAUGUGUUUGCAUCAUGAUAAGUGGUGACAUGUGUUUGCAUCAUAACAGAAGUGGUGACAUCAUUGUGUUUGCAUCAUGAUAACAGAAGUGGUGACAUCAUUGUGUUUGCAUCAUGAUAACAGAAGUGGUGACAUCAUUGUGUUUGUAUCUUGAUGACAGAAGUGGUGACCUCAUGAUGACAGAAGUAGUGACAUUAUAUGAGUUUUUUCUGUUGCUUUUACAGUAUUUAUAUUUUCCUGGUGGGGAGGGGAGGGAGAGGUGGAGGGCACACCUGUGCAGUAAGUGCUUGCAAACCCUUUUGAUUGUACAGUAGUUUCCUUCCUGUCGCCACAGGUGGUUCAGCCUAUCAGGAUGCUCGGCCUCCUUGGUCUCCCCUGUCCUAAUCAUGAGCGCAACGCGGUCCUGCAAAACUUUUCUUUUGUUCUCGGGCUUUUAUUUUGGGGGACUUGAAAAGAGUUUUAUUUGUUUGGAAAUAAAAUGUGACUCAGUUA
Nerophis ophidion (straightnose pipefish) is the source of this 6968-nucleotide messenger RNA. It is a transcript of the gene dlg3, whose product is annotated as discs, large homolog 3 (Drosophila). The record is from RefSeq and is a predicted model, not a curated record. Gene Ontology annotation, biological process: chemical synaptic transmission. Lineage: Eukaryota; Metazoa; Chordata; Actinopteri; Syngnathiformes; Syngnathidae. The transcript has 21 exons. Gene Ontology annotation, cellular component: neuron projection; neuromuscular junction; postsynaptic density membrane. Bases 115 to 2961 code for a protein of 948 amino acids. Gene Ontology annotation, molecular function: kinase binding.